UAUUUUCCACUAUUAGGCUAAAUAUGCGGAGAAGCCACGUCUUUCUUAUUGGACGAACCACACGAUUUCGGUCUGAGACACUGAAUUCAGAUCAUAUCGUCUUGAUGCAUGCAGGUUUGCGCUGGUGAUUAGAUUGAGACUACUCUGUGAAGUCAAUAGAGGACCGAUAUAAGACAUCCAACCGCAUGCUUUGGGCAUGUUGCCCUCGCCCCAGGUGUGCAUGUCUACUCUGGUGACAGUGAGCACAAUGGCAGUGGUCGACCUCUACCUGCUGGAGCAGAGCAUGCUGGGACCUCGAGGCAUAGCCCGUCCUGCGAUAUGGCCAUAUGUUGCUGUUGCACUGGGUGACCUGUGUUUCCUGCUGGCACUCCGUUUUGUCUCUGCCGGUGUGGUUUCAGAAGCUCGCUCUCCCCGCCGGGGCUUCGCAAACGCACUCUGGUUUCUUUUCCUCUCUCUGCUGCAGCUGAAGCUUUUCUUUGUGUGUCAAAAUUACAGACAAGAGAGGCGGCCUCCAGAUCCCCUCGCCCGCAAGACUUUGACACUAUUACUUUCUGUCUGCCUGCCCUCGCUGUUUCUCAUCCUGACAGGAGCUGAUUACAUGACUUCACUUCGUAGGAAACAUGAGGUGCGGAGUCGACUUCUGUGGGUGGUGGUAGACUUGCUUGAUGUGCUGGAUCUUCAAGCUGGUCUAUGGGAGGUACAGGGCAGCGUGGGGGUUCCUCUUUGGGUGGAGGGUAUAGUUUUCUUUUACUGUUAUGUGUUGCUGCUGUUGCUGCCAUGUGUGUCACUCACAGAGCUGGGUGCUUCUGCACUGCCUGGCCUGCAGGCUGCUCGGAAGGAGGCUAUUUAUCCUUGGCUCAGUUUGGUCACCAUAAAUGUGUUUACACUUGUGCCGAGGGGGGUAGGGAUGCUCUGGUACAGGGACCCACGUGUAUCGACAGUGUUUCUGGGGAAAAACCUGCUGGCUCUUGCAGUGAAGCUGAGCUCUGCCUGGGAUAGGCACCGAAAAGAAAGUGGAGGGGUGCAGGGAGCAGGAACCGUCACAGUAACUGGAAACCAGAAUCGAGGGGUGAUCUCAGAACAAGCGACGGAGCAGGAGCAAGGGUGCACAUCUCCAACAGCGUCAUCUACAUGCUAUCAAACACUUUCACGCACUCAUGGGCACAGCCACUCGCUCUCUCAUGUGAGUCUGGGUCCCACUGAGACCUCGUUGGGGCCAGCUUACAUUUCCCAUGAGCUCUAGAUGUCCAAGGGCAUGAAAAGCCCAGUAUCUGAAACUGCCAAUAAAUUAGAGUUGGGCUUGUGGCCCAUGAUUACCCUGGAGUCUCUGUGCUUUUGCCAAGAUUAGCAGAGUCAUUGUUUUAGCACACUUUGUAGUUGUACAACUGAUGAUUUGUAAAACCAAACAUGAGCAGCUUACUGUGUUGUAAAGCUCCCAGUUAAAAUGAUAAUUGGGUUGAGGUGGGAGUUGUUUUAAUUAAGUGCCUUCUUUAAAGAGCAAGAAUUAAUAUUGUUACUCUUGUUCAGUUUGGUGUUUGUCAAGGACUUGAACUUAAACCAUGUACUGUGAAGCAUGACCACUGUUAAUAUUACACUCUGAAAUAAACUGUUUAAUAGACACGUCUCUAACAUGUUACUCAGUCUCAGUUGGACCCAUAAUCUGUUGGUUUGACAUGAGGCAGCUCUCAGGUAAACAGAUCCAUCUACAC
Xyrauchen texanus (razorback sucker) is the source of this 1709-nucleotide messenger RNA. Its product is annotated as transmembrane protein 121-like. The transcript has 2 exons. Lineage: Eukaryota; Metazoa; Chordata; Actinopteri; Cypriniformes; Catostomidae. The record is from RefSeq and is a predicted model, not a curated record. The coding region runs from base 197 to 1243 and encodes 348 amino acids.